AUGAGUGAAGGAGAUGCCAUUUCCCUCAGCAAUGCUUCUCUGCAGGUGACCCACCGCGAUUCUCUUAACGUUAAAAGCAGCAGUACAGCUUCAGAGAUCUCUCAGGAUGAAAUACCAAAUGCGAGGCAGAAAGGGGAUCCUGGCUGCAGACUCUACAAAGGAGAUCAUCUUUUUGAGCCAGAGUUGGAAAAUUUGAUAUACAAUUUUGAAGACUCUUCACAGAAAGUUUUGACACCAUUAUGUGAUACAAGAACAUGCCUUAGCAACAAGGGCUCUCUGUAUGUAGCAGACGGGAAGGAAUCCUCAGAUAAUGAAAGAAUAUUCUUCCCCAGGGAGGAAUCAUUAUCCAAAGGAGAAUCAACACAACACAGCAAAAUGCUGUUCUGGUCAAAGGAAAGCUCCAUUACUGGAAAAGACUUGAUUAAAAAAGCAUCAUGGGAAACUGAGAAUGAGGAAGUUUCACUGGCAAAAGAAUGGUUACCUCUGGAAGAUGAUCCAUUUGUGAUAAUGGGGGAGUCAUUGCUGGAGUGCAUUGUUAAGGAAUCCCCCAUAAAAGAAGUGUCUUAUUUUCUCACUCAACCCACAGGCUCUUUAAUUAAGAAAAAUCCGUGUUUUGUUACUGAAGAAUUAUUUUUCAGAGAGGACAACUUUAACUUGACUGGCAAAGCAGCCAGUCAAGAAGGAAAUAUGACAGCCACUGAACAACAUGUUGACUGUGCAGAGAACUUGAAGGAUAUUUCUCCAGUCUCUUUGGAUGAAAACACAGAAUAUAUUCGAGCUCUGAUGAAAUCAAAUAGACUCAUGAAAGAAAAUAUCAAGAGCAACUUACUACAUAGUUGCAACAAAGAGGAAAGUGUUGGCGGCAGCGUUCUGUCUGAGUCUGGAGAAUGUAUAUCUGAAGAGUCUUUAUUCCAUCUUUCUGAGAAGUCACUCGAUGGCCAAGAAGAAUGCAAGCAAGGGGACACAGGUAGUAAAGGAAUUCUCCCAUCUCAUAGUACAAGAAGCCACUGCCUGAGUCCCUAUGAAGCAUCCUUUAAUAUGUAUGAGACAAAAAACUCAGAGCUUGGCCCAGAGAAAUGGCAAUUUCAGGAGGGGGAUGUGGACUUGAAUGAGGUCAUCAAGGAAUUAGAACAGGACCAGCAAACGCAGCAAACCCAAAUCAUGGAUCUUCAGUGUGAUAAUAUUUUUUUGGAAAAGAAGAUUAAAGAAAUAGAGAUGGAAAUUGUCCAGCAGCUGCAUUUUAUAGACACCAUAAACAAGCUGAAGAAGAACAUUGAAGAUCUAAUUGAAGCAAAGGACAAGAUCACUGUGGAGAAGUCUGAGACUGACAGCUGCCUGAAGAAUGUGCAGGAGGCUUUAUCCAGUGCCAGGGACCAUCUUGAGGAAGCUGGAGCUGAAAGAAAAGCCCUUCUGCUGCAGCUGGAAAAACUUAAAACCGAUUAUAGUCUCCUUCAGGAAAAGCAUGAGGCAGAGAUGGAGCAGAAGAUCAAAUCUACGACCCAGUGCUUACAGAUGGAUCAGACUAUACGCAGGAAAGAGCAAGAAAUACAAGAGCUGCAGCAUCUUAAACAAAAACUGGAGCAUGAGGUCAAGACUGCUACUUCCGCCUUGCACAGACUAAGGGAAGAAAAGGAGAAUGCAGAGAAACAACUCCUGUCCCUUCAGGCAGAACUUCAGAGACAGAAAGAUGACAGGCUGGCAGAAAGGCAGCAGUUGGAGUCUAAAUAUAACAAGCUGGUUACUCAGAUUAAAAUCCUGCAAACAGAAUCUGAAAAUGAGCGGGCUGAGACAGAGAAAAUGCAACAACAGAUCAGUGCAUUCAAAAUAGAGAACCAAGAGCUUCAGCAACAGAUAGUGAAAGACAGAGAGCAAAAUCAUUUUCUCCAGCUUGAAACUGCCAGGUGGAAAGAGCAGUAUGACAAAAUCAGGGAGUCACAGAUAGUAAAGGAUAUGAAGUCGAUGCAUUCUGAUUUAAUCCAGAAAAACCUCCACAGCGAAGAAGACCGUUUCAGUUCUCCAUGUGUGCAGCGAGCAUCCCAGCUUCUAUCUAAAAUUCGCAGCCUUCUGUCCCUCACAGAGGGACUACUUACCUGCCAGGACAUGGAUUCUACCACUGAAUAUUCCAAGAAGAGUGAAAUGAUUACUGAAUUGGGAGAAAAAAUGAAGAACGUCACCCUUAAAAAGAAAACCUUGGAGAAAGAGUUACACAAACACAGGGAAAGCAUAGCAGCCAUGAGAGAGUUAAUUAUUCGUGAGAAAGCUUCCCAAGAUCAAGUGACUGAGGAUGCAGGUGCUGGUCAAGAGGAAACUGGGAACGGCACAGAACUGCUUGAUUUGCUGAGAACAAAACUGGAUGAAUACCAUAACCAAAGUGAUGACCUCCAUUGCCAGGUAACAUCAUAUGAGGAAAUUAUUGAAUGUGCUGACCAAAGGCUUGAGAUAGCAAGUUCCCAGAUAUCAUAUUUAGAGAAAAGAAACAAGCAUCUGGAAGACUUAAUAAAGAAGUUCAAAAUGAAAGCAAGAAAGCUGAGACUGUGA
Molecule: messenger RNA, 2538 nt
Organism: Trachemys scripta elegans
Lineage: Eukaryota; Metazoa; Chordata; Testudines; Emydidae
Gene: CAGE1
Product: cancer antigen 1
Exons: 13
Coding region: 1-2538 (845 amino acids)
Source: RefSeq, a predicted model, not a curated record